ACCUGGAGCUGCCUGUGAGGAUAGCUAGCCCGCUGCAGUCACGUCUAUCGCCGCCAUGGAUGACCUUUAUGACGAGUUCGGAAAUUUCAUUGGCGAAGCAGAGUCCGACGACGAUGUCCAGACCAACGGCGACGCAGCGGAUGCCUACGUCCUCGACCAUGACGACGACGACGAGGCCGAGGCCGAGGCCGAGGCGAACGACCAGCAGCUUAUGCAAAUCGAUGAAGGCCCGUCCAACGCCGUAGUCCUUCACGAAGACAAACAAUACUACCCCUCCGCCGCCGACGUGUACGGCCCCGACGUCGAAGUCCUGGUCCACGAGGAGGAUACGCAGUCGCUGGCGCAGCCCAUCGUCGCGCCCGUGGUGCAGAAGAAGUUCACCAUCCAAGAGACGGAUCUGCCGCCCGUCCACCACUCGCGCGAGCUUCUGACGGAUCUUAUGAACUUCCCAGACCAGAUACGGAACAUCGCAAUUGCUGGUCACUUGCAUCACGGAAAGACGGCGUUCAUGGACAUGCUGGUCAUGGAGACACACGAUAUCCAGGACCGCUUGGAUUAUAAAAAGGGCAAGAAACGCGAAGAACAGCUGCGCUACACCGACGUACAUGUGCUCGAACGCGAACGAGGCCUGUCGAUCAAAGCCGCGCCCAUGAGCUUGGUCCUGCAAAAUACAAAGUUGAAGUCGCAUCUGUUCAACAUUCUCGAUACACCUGGGCACGUCAACUUCGCCGACGAGGUAGCCGCCUCGUUGCGCCUGGUCGAUGGCGUAGUUCUCGUCGUCGACGUGGUUGAAGGCGUGCAAGUCAACACAGAGCAGAUCAUCAAGCACGCCGUCUUGGAGGAUUUACCUCUGACACUCGUCGUCAACAAAAUGGACCGCUUGAUCCUCGAGCUGAAGCUACCGCCGAGCGAUGCUUACUUCAAGAUCAAGCAUGUAAUCGAGGAGGUCAACACAAUCAUUGAGAACACCAUUCCAGGAAGGGGGGAGAGCAGGCGAGUAAGCCCCGAAAAAGGCAACGUCGCCUUUGCUUGCACGAGUAUGCGAUGGUGUUUCACUAUUCAGUCGUUUGCCAAAAUGUACUCCGACUUCUACCCAGGACCCUCAAGGCUUCCCGGAUUCGGCGUCCCAAUGAAGGGUCUGGAGGUUGACAAGUUUGCAAUGCGCCUAUGGGGCGACAUUUUCUACAACCCCGGAAGCCGGAAAUUUAGUCGCAAGAGGCAAGAGGAAGGCUCUCAGCGGUCAUUCGUUCACUGGAUAUUGGAGCCUGUCUACAAGAUCUACUCACACACGCUGAGUGAGAGUUCGGAUGAUCUCAAGGAUACUUUAGAAGUCUUGGGCAUACGAUUGAAGCCUUCCGAGUACAAGACAGAUGCGAAGGAGCUCAUGCGACUGGUAUGCCAACAGUAUUUCGGGCCUUCCUUAGGUUUUGUGGACAUGAUCACACACCACGUUCCAUCACCCGCCGAAGGCGCAAAACGGCUACUGCAAAGACACUACACUGGGCCUUUGGACUCGAAAACCGCAGAAGCCAUGGAGAAGUGCGACCAGAAUGGUCCCCUGGUGGUGCACGUUACGAAGCUAUUCAACGCGACGGAUGCAAAGUCGUUUACUGCUUUAGGUCGCGUGAUGAGCGGUACUGCGUCAAAUCCGCAAUCUGUGCGUGUACUUGGCGAAGGCUACACGCUCGAGGACGAGGAAGACAUGGUCGUCGCGACUAUAACAGACACGUGGAUAGCCGAGUCAAGAUAUAACAUACCAGUUAGCGGUGUGCCAGCCGGUAACUGGGUUUUGCUGGGUGGUGUGGAUAACUCAAUAGUGAAGACGGCGACUAUCGUUGCAACCAAGCUUCCCGAAGAUGAAGACGCCUACAUAUUCAGACCUAUUCGGCAUUUCUUCGAAUCCGUCUUCAAGGUGGCCGUCGAACCUAUCAAUCCCUCCGAACUACCAAAGAUGCUUGACGGUCUGCGUAAGAUUAACAAGUCGUACCCCCUCAUCACAACCAAGGUCGAGGAGUCAGGAGAGCACGUUGUCCUCGGUACCGGCGAGCUGUACAUGGACUGUGUGCUACACGACCUUCGACGACUAUAUGCCGACAUGGAGAUCAAGGUCUCAGAUCCCGUCACUCGGUUCUGCGAAACAGUCGUCGAGAUGUCUGCUAUCAAGUGCUAUGCGCUUACACCUAACAAAAAGAACAAGCUUACCAUGAUCGCCGAACCGCUAGAUCCAGGUAUUGCGGAAGAUAUCGAAGCUGGGAAAGUCAACAUCAAAGACCCGGUGCGUGUGGUCGGAAAGUUCUUCGAGGAGAACUACGGCUACGACUUGCUAGCAUCGCGCAACAUCUGGGCGUUCGGGCCGGAUGACAUGGGCGCCAACAUCCUCCAAAACGAUACACUCCCAUCGGAAGUUGAUUCCAAGACACUCCGCACAGUGCGCGACACACUGCGACAGGGAUUUAGCUGGGCAGCCCGAGAAGGUCCCCUUUGCGAAGAGCCCAUCCGUAACACCAAAUUCCGUAUCACAGAUGUCGAACUUGCGCCAGAAGCGAUUUUUCGAGGAGGCGGUCAAAUUAUUCCCACAAGUAGACGAGCAUGUUACUCAAGCUUCCUAAUGGCGAGCCCGAGGCUGAUGGAACCGGUAUACUCGUGUAGUAUGGUCGGUCCCGCGGACACUAAAAGCAGUCUUUAUACAGUCCUAGCACGGAGACGAGGGCACGUCCUACAGGAUGGUCCUAUCGCCGGUACUCCUCUUUACAAUGUGCGAGGUCUUAUCCCCGUCAUCGAUUCUUUCGGCUUCGAGACCGACCUCAGGAUCCACACCCAAGGCCAGGUGUCCCUCUCGCUCGUCUUCGACCGCUGGUCCAUUGUUCCGGGCGACCCGCUCGACAAGGAGAUUACAACACGACCACUCGAACCUGCAACCGCACAGCAAUUGGCGCGCGACUUUGUACUGAAGACACGGAGAAGGAAAGGCCUCGCGGAAGACGUCACAAUUAGCAAGUUUUUGGAACCGGAGCUGUUUAGAAGCCUGAAAGAAAGCGGAGUGUUGGAUGGAUAAGUUGGAGCGAAAAGCUUGUAUCAUUGGCAUUGGCGUAAGGCGCCUGGCGCUAAUUGUACAUUUGAAAGCAUCAUGGAGGUAUUUCGACAGUAUGAGCACCGCGAGUUGGAUCGGAUAUACCCAUCGAAGGCCACACACUAUCUUCGCAUGCUUGCAUUUGUGCCCAUCUUCAAACCCCUUCUAUCUUGAUUCUAGACGUUCACGUACCAUGCAUCUACUUUCUUUACUUUCCCAUUGAAUCGCUUAACAUCAGUCUAAUAGUCAAGUCGCUCACAUGACCAACGCAUAGCCUAUACACAAAUAGCCACUCGCACUACCAUGAACGAAAAGAUACCAUUCGUAGAGCAAAAAAAAUGGGUUAGAUUUGGCUGUCGUUGUGUACGAUCAGGAUACGCCAGAAUCACAACAAGAAUCAGAGUAUAACUUGUCGAUGUGAGUAGUAUGAUAUAUAAAUUCGACUUCCUCC
This is a messenger RNA of Cucurbitaria berberidis CBS 394.84, 3521 nucleotides long. RefSeq names its product P-loop containing nucleoside triphosphate hydrolase protein. Gene Ontology annotation, molecular function: GTP binding; GTPase activity; translation elongation factor activity. The transcript is spliced from 2 exons. The coding region runs from base 56 to 3055 and encodes 999 amino acids. Gene Ontology annotation, biological process: mRNA splicing, via spliceosome. Lineage: Eukaryota; Fungi; Ascomycota; Dothideomycetes; Pleosporales; Cucurbitariaceae. The record is from RefSeq and is a predicted model, not a curated record. Gene Ontology annotation, cellular component: cytosol; U2-type catalytic step 2 spliceosome; U4/U6 x U5 tri-snRNP complex.